GGCCAAGGCAGACGACACAAAGAGAGGCAGUUGGAGCCAGGAGAUACAGCCAGCUGAAGCAUCCCUGUUGUCAGACACGAGGCCCGAGCUUGGGACUGAUCAACAACAGCCUACUGGGAAAGGUAUAUCUGAGACAGAGAAGAUGCCGAUCACUUCCAUCCUGGAGAAGCGUAAUGGUGUGGUGGUGGGAGCCGAGCUGACCUGCAGUGUACGGGAGGAUAACAAGGCUCAGAGGGAGACCUACAGUGCCGACUGGAACAGCAUCAGUCAAAAAACUCAACCUCAGGAAAGGCAGACAAUGGACAUGAAUGACAGAUCUCGCAGGGAGACUCUGUCCCGGCAGUGGCAGGCCCGUUCCCUGACACAGAUUUGCCCCUCGGGUGUCUUCCGAGUUGGCACCGUGGAAAUAGGGGUGAGGGAGCACCAGCUGCUGCCCAAGAGAAAAACCCUCCCCUUGCCCAUUUUCACCCCGGCAGAGCUGGGCGUCCGGCUCGGACGCGGAGCCCCGCACACCGAGGAGGACCUGCAGCCCCUCCCCAAACCAGACGGAUUCUGUCCCGGCAAGAGGACCGUGGACGAAAUCACAAGAGAUCUGCCCCCAGUCAAGCCGAGCCUCAUGGAGUUCUCCAAAGCGCCCAAAGCCCUGGGUCGCUCCAUGUCCGUGGAGACUCAGAGAGGGUGAAGAGACCACAGGGGACAAAACAGAGAGAGAAAGAGAUGAUGAUAGGGAGAAGUGUGACAAAUGGAGGAGGAUAGGCUUUUGACAGAGCGAGUCAGGAAGGACUAGAUGUAUAUAGAUUUAUCUCUAGUGACAUUCAUUAUAAAACCUUCAUACUGUAGAUUUUGGUUGAGCUCAGUCUGUGUCUCUUGGUGAGCACAGCACCAGAUAAGUGUCACGCUUUGUCAAUGAUGUCAUUUGGUGGUGACCGGUAUUAGGAAUGGUUGUGUGAAGGUAUUGGCUUUGUGAGGGAGAGCCCGGGUGUGUGUUCUCAGCUGUGCCAUGGGAUAUUGUGUGCCCGUGCUGGCCGGCUGGGCACACACACUGACCUCUCACUGGAAUCACUGUGGCCCGACCUUUAAUCUUACUGCAUGCACUUUCUUUAGUAUUGAAACGUGCAUAUAUCCUGACAAGGUAAAUGAAAGUGCUCUUGUGGUCACCUGACUGAUGGGUUAUUCCCGUAACAGGAGGUGAAGUCAUGCAACGAUGCAGUAAGUGACAGAUGCAAAAGGCAGAGGAAGGUAAUAAACUGUAAAAAGAGGGAUGAAAAAGGGAAGAGAGAAUCGGAGGGACUAGGGCUCGGAGAGCAUGUCACCUUCAGGCCUCCGGAAGCUCUUGACAGUCACUGAGAGAUCACACACUGAAGAGGACAUACAAUACAAAUAACCUGCUCCUAACUGUGUAUUAACUGAUCUGCUUUGUUAGCUGAGUGGCAGCUCUUUCGUAUCCAAUAGGAACAGACACUGUAGUGAAUGAAUUUGAAAUGUGUGCGAUGAUGUUUAAUUGUUUGUCCUAGUUUUUUGUUAUUUUUUACAAAUAAAAGUUAUGUUGCGCAA
This is a messenger RNA of Platichthys flesus (European flounder), 1554 nucleotides long. RefSeq names its product titin-cap (telethonin) (gene tcap). The transcript is spliced from 2 exons. The coding region runs from base 143 to 682 and encodes 179 amino acids. Gene Ontology annotation, molecular function: titin Z domain binding; structural constituent of muscle; titin binding. Lineage: Eukaryota; Metazoa; Chordata; Actinopteri; Pleuronectiformes; Pleuronectidae. The record is from RefSeq and is a predicted model, not a curated record. Gene Ontology annotation, biological process: cardiac muscle contraction; skeletal muscle thin filament assembly; sarcomerogenesis. Gene Ontology annotation, cellular component: Z disc.